Molecule: messenger RNA, 2861 nt
Organism: Xenopus laevis (African clawed frog)
Lineage: Eukaryota; Metazoa; Chordata; Amphibia; Anura; Pipidae
Gene: sox1.L
Product: SRY-box 1 L homeolog
Exons: 1
Coding region: 922-2124 (400 amino acids)
Biological process (GO): regulation of DNA-templated transcription; neuron differentiation; cell differentiation
Cellular component (GO): nucleus
Molecular function (GO): RNA polymerase II cis-regulatory region sequence-specific DNA binding; DNA binding; DNA-binding transcription activator activity, RNA polymerase II-specific
Source: RefSeq, a predicted model, not a curated record
UGCAUUAUGUAUACCAAGCUCCUAAACGCAGAGCAUCGUCUGUACAGAAUUGAGAAGUGGAAUAUUCUGUUUGGGAUGUAGAUGGGCUCACUUUGUGCACCUGCAAAAGGUAACAGAAUGGGAAGCCAAAAGACUUUUACCCAUUAAUUCCCACUCUUGGCACACGCCUCCCUCCGUCCCGCAUCUUCUCCCCAUGACGUCAUGGGCCAGCGUGUGCCCGGGCGGGCAGAACAGUGCGCACACCCCGCUCCCUCCUCCUGUCCUCCAGCUCUGCCCUCCCCUCUCUACCGGCAGCCUCCCUCCCAUUGGCCGCGGCAAAGUCAUUUAAUCCCAGCCGGCUUGCGCCCUAUGGCUGCUACGUGCAGGAAUCGGUGUGUAUGAGCUGCCGCAGGCGAGGAGCACAAGCUUCAGAAACAACCACCUUUUGCAUCAGCGACUGCUCCGCACAGACUUUCUGCUUCUCCCGCUUAUCUGCUCAGUGGGACUUGCUGCUAAUAAACUCCAUCGUUGUCUUUGCCUUGCUGCUGCUGCUGCUGUAUCCCACUGCCAGAACUCAAUCCAAUGUGGGAGCAGAGCGAUUAGUGAUACUGACUUUGAGCUGAAACACUGGCAUCAGUCGCAGGGGCAUCUCCAUCUGCAUCCAGCUGCGCACUCCAUCUCGGCCAAUGAAGAGAAGCAGACGAAGCUGAGAAUCGCAGGCAGCCCUGGGACAAAGGCGAGGAAACAGCCACAUAAGAGGGGUCAGUAAGUGGAACAAGUGUCAUUGCACCUGUUGCAGCAGCCACAGAAAUCAAGAAACUUCCCUACAAGUUGUUCCCACUGGGUUCCUCACUGCUCCUGUCCCAAUAUCAAGCCCACUGCACCCCUGCCCAGUCCCCAUCAUUGCACUAGAGAGGGGGGGACCCCAGAAAGCUAGUUUGAAUGUACAGCAUGAUGAUGGAGACGGACUUACACUCCCCCGGGGUGCAGCCCCCUAGCAACACAGGGCAAGCCGGGGGAGGCGGGGGAAAUAAAGCCAACCAGGACCGGGUCAAGAGACCAAUGAACGCCUUUAUGGUAUGGUCCAGAGGCCAGAGGAGGAAGAUGGCCCAGGAGAACCCCAAGAUGCACAACUCGGAGAUCAGCAAGAGGCUGGGGGCCGAGUGGAAAGUUAUGUCGGAGGCUGAGAAGAGACCCUUUAUUGACGAGGCCAAGAGACUGCGCGCCCUGCACAUGAAGGAACACCCGGAUUAUAAGUACCGGCCGAGGCGCAAAACCAAGACCCUGCUGAAGAAGGACAAGUACUCUCUAGCUGGGGGGCUGCUGCACGCGGCUGGAGGAGGCCACAUGGGGGUCGGCCUGAGUCCAGGUGGUGGUGGAGGAGGGGGAGGGGUGGUGGUACAGCGUCUGGAGAGUCCCGGCUCAGGCGCAUCUACAGGCGGGUACGCUCAUAUGAACGGCUGGGCCAACGGUGCUUACCCGGGCUCUGUGGCCGCUGCUGCCGCUGCUGCAAUGAUGCAGGAGGCUCAACUUGCUUACAGUCAACAGCAGCAACAGCACCCAGGCAGCGGGGGACACCACCCGCACCAUCACCCCCACCAUCCUCACCAUCACCCGCAUCACCAUCCGCACCACAACCCCGGGCCACACUCGGCGCCCCCUCCGCCCCAGCCCAUGCACCGUUACGACAUGAGCGCCCUGCAGUACAGCCCGCUGCCCGGAGCCCAGACCUAUAUGAGCGCAUCUCCCUCCAGCUACGGGGCUCUGAGCUACAGCUCCAGCCAACAGCAGCACCAGGGCUCUCCGUCUUCUGCCGCAGUGGCGGCGGCUGCAGCUGCUGCGGCUGCCGCAGCCGCAUCAUCAGGUGCCCUAGGGGCACUGGGAUCCCUGGUGAAAUCCGAACCCAGCGUCAGUCCCCCAGUAAGUGGAGGAGGCUCCCACAACCGGCCGCCAUGUCCCGGAGAUCUGCGGGAGAUGAUCAGCAUGUACUUGCCUACUGGGGGGGAAGUCGGGGAUCCGGCAGCUGCUGCAGCAGCGGCAGCAGCGGCGGCGGCAGCGGCAACUAGCAGACUUCACAGCCUACCCCAACACUACCAGGGGGCAGGCACGGGGGUAACCGGCACCAUGCCACUGACACACAUCUGAGGGACUUUCUGAAGCAGGACAGUAACAGUUGGUAGGGGACUGUGCUCAUCCUUUUAGGGACAAUGCAUCCUGUCUGCUCACCAAAGACCAGGGCAGCACACUUCCCUCCACUCUCCCACAACUCCCCUCUCUCUUUUUGUUUUGUACAGAGAUGUUUUGAUGUUCUUGUAAGAAAUUGAAGUCUCAGAUCCGUGCUAAAAAAAAUACAGUAAAACUAUCAGAAAACCCCGAUUUGUUUCUCUUUAUAGAAGCUAAAUGAUAUUUCUAAGCUAGUUUUAGAAGGGAACAAAAAUGUUUCAUUGAUUUUUGUACAGUAUUUAUAAGUCGCCUAGAAAGCACUCAGUUUUAUUUGUAAUUCCACAAGCAUCAGCCAUAAACCAGAUCUCAUAUUAAAGACUAUUAUUAUUACAUUUCAUAUUAUUUCGGAUCUGCCAUCCGAGUGUCUCACUUGUCACCUAGGAAGCAAUUUCAAUACCAGUUACAAAGUUUUGUAGAUGUUGCCGUUUAUUUAUAACCCUCCCUCCAGACUAGAAGUCGAUUCUGGCUUUUUAUUUUGUAUGCGUUCUCGUACCCGAUUCCCUCAUUUUGUUUUGUAUAAUUUCUUGUAAAUUACUGGUGAGAUAUUUUUUCGAAAUUCAUAUUGUGUACAUAGUUUAUCAAACGUCCUCUCUGCCUAAAGAGAACAAGUACUCAAAGGAUAAAUUGAAUUUUCAGCUAAAUAAAUUUUCAACUGAAAA